Molecule: messenger RNA, 1705 nt
Organism: Erythranthe guttata (spotted monkey flower)
Lineage: Eukaryota; Viridiplantae; Streptophyta; Magnoliopsida; Lamiales; Phrymaceae
Gene: GMD1
Product: GDP-D-mannose 4,6-dehydratase 1
Biological process (GO): 'de novo' GDP-L-fucose biosynthetic process
Molecular function (GO): GDP-mannose 4,6-dehydratase activity
Source: RefSeq, a predicted model, not a curated record
AAUAAUGCGUUCUAAGAAAAAAAAAAAAGAAUAGUACAUUAGAGUAGAGAAUAGAGAAAACUUCCCCAUCAUUAAAUUUUGCAACCCCAACCCCAACACACAUCAUUCCCCCAUCAAUAAAUCUCCAGUCUUCAUUUCUCCAUUUCUCCAUUUCUCAAAUACCUCCUCUCUUUAACUCUUAAUUAACUCCUCCAAUGGCGGCCACCACCACCACCGCCGCGAGAUCUGAAUCUGAAUCUAAAUCUGAAAACUCAGCCGCCGCGAAUGGAAAUGAAAACCCACAGAGCCGCCGUAAAAUAGCUCUGAUCACAGGAAUCACCGGACAAGACGGGUCAUACCUAACAGAAUUCCUGCUGGAGAAAGGGUACGAGGUACACGGACUGAUUCGCCGAUCAUCAAACUUCAACACACAGAGGAUCAACCACAUCUACAUCGACCCUCACAAUGCCAACAAGGCCCUCAUGAAGCUCCACUACGCCGACCUCACCGACGCCUCCUCCCUCCGCCGCUGGCUCGACACCAUCCUCCCCGACGAGGUCUACAACCUCGCCGCCCAAUCCCACGUCGCCGUCUCCUUCGAGAUCCCCGACUACACCGCCGACGUCGUCGCCACCGGCGCCCUCCGCCUCCUCGAGGCCGUCCGCUCCCACGUCUCCGCCUCCGGCCGCUCCCACAUCAAGUACUACCAGGCCGGAUCCUCCGAGAUGUUCGGAUCCACACCCCCGCCCCAGUCGGAGGCCACCCCCUUCCACCCCCGCUCCCCCUACGCCGCCUCCAAGGUCGCCGCCCACUGGUACACCGUCAACUACCGGGAGGCGUACGGCAUCUUCGCCUGCAACGGGAUCCUGUUCAACCACGAGUCCCCCAGGAGGGGUGAGAAUUUCGUGACCCGGAAGAUAACCCGGGCGGUGGGUCGAAUCAAGAUCGGGCUGCAGAGCAAGCUGUUCCUGGGGAAUCUUCAGGCGUCGAGGGACUGGGGUUUCGCGGGGGACUACGUGGAGGCAAUGUGGCUGAUGCUGCAGCAGGAGAAGGCGGACGAUUACGUGGUGGCCACUGAGGAAUCCCACACGGUGGAGGAGUUCUUGGUGAUGGCGUUCGGGUACGUGGGUCUUGAUUGGAGGGAGCAUGUGGUUAUAGAUAAGAGGUAUUUCAGGCCGACUGAGGUCGAUAAUCUGAAAGGGGACGCAAGCAAGGCGAGGGAGGUGCUGAAAUGGAAGCCCAAAGUAGGGUUUGAAGAACUGGUUAAGAUGAUGGUUGAUGAAGAUGUUGAAUUGGCUAAGAGAGAGAAAGUGCUUGUUGAUGCUGGUUACAUGGAUGCUCACCAGCAGCCUUGACCUCUUUUUCAUUCUUUUUUCUCUAUUUAUAAAAUGAAUUUCUUGAUUUAAUUGUUAGUGAUAGAAGAAGGUUGUACUGUGUUAUUACCACAAAAGGAAGGAAUUUUAUAGAGAGGAGGAGGGAGGGCAGAGCAUAAUAGUAUAAUGUGGUUGUUUUUAAUCAAUCACCACAUUGGUUGGUUUGUUGGUUGGUUGGUUGAUUAUAUAGUUUUAAGAAUUGGCUUCUUGUUUUUGCUGAGUUGAGUUGUAGCUUGCUUACUUGUUGGAUUUGAGGAGUAUCUUUUAUCUACUUUGAUGAUCAUGAGAGUUGUAUAAGUGAUCCCUUUGAAUCAUUCUCUACUCAAACUUUCCUUAAUAUGCUUCUUUCUUCA